AUGGAGUUAACCACCAGACCUCCUCUUGACUACAUAACCGUCAAAACAACGCUCCCCAAUUAUCCUCUCCCUCCCAAUGGCGAGCGAAAACCAUUUCGAACACAGCGUCUGACCAUGCGGCCCAUGACCGAAGACGAUCUCGAGUUUCUCCGUAGUCUUCGCUCAGAGCCAGAAGUCAUGAUAUGGUCGACGCAGGGUAGGCCCGACAAGUUCAUCGAACAAACCAAGGAGAGUCUCGGCCUCCGUCUGCCUCCAAACGAUGUCAAAGGAUACGACUGGGCCAUCUGCCUCUCCGAGACUGGUGAACCCAUCGGAUUAGGAGGUACUGGCAUGUGGUCAGGCGAGCUUGGCUGGCCAGCUAUGGGAUACAGCUUCUUGAAGGCGCAUUGGGGCAAAGGUUAUGCGUCCGAGUUCCUGAAAGGCUUCCUUGAUCAGUGGUGGUCGUUGCCAAGAAAUGAGGUUGAGAUCUCGGUGGAUAAGAACACCGUCCGGGGUGAUGGUGAUGUCAAAGAGGAAUGCGUCUCAGCCAUCACGGUAGGUGACCACGUUGCAAGCCAGAAUGUCCUCAAGAAGUGCGGGAUGGAAUUUGCGACGUCGUGGACAGAGCCCGAUCUCAGGGACCUCUCUCAAGAAGUCACCCUGCAUGGGUUUGUUGCGCGCAAGGGAAAGGUUGUCUAG
Molecule: messenger RNA, 678 nt
Organism: Fusarium falciforme
Lineage: Eukaryota; Fungi; Ascomycota; Sordariomycetes; Hypocreales; Nectriaceae
Exons: 1
Coding region: 1-678 (225 amino acids)
Molecular function (GO): acyltransferase activity, transferring groups other than amino-acyl groups
Source: RefSeq, a predicted model, not a curated record